ACCGAAGAUUAAGUUACAUGCCGGUCGUUGAGUUACUUGUUCAGUUGAGGAAUAUGGCAAACUGUCGAUGCUAGCUGUAGUGUUUUAGGUGUAUAUAUAAUUUUCUGUAUAAAUAUCUGUGAAAAUGGGACCCAUUUUAUAUUUAUUUAUUUUAGGACUAGCAACUUGUAAAGUAUCAUAUGCAAGUGUAUUAGAAAGGACAGCAGCUAAUAUAUUAAAUGGCUAUAUUAAAGAAGUGAGACCACACAAUGCUGAUGGACCCGUUAUAAUUAAAGUCGGUCUAACAGUUACACAGCUUCUUCAUGUGAACGAGAAAAGUCAAACGCUGAGACUAGACGGUCGUCUGUUGAUGAACUGGCAUGAUUCGAGAUUGAUGUGGGAUUCCACUCAAUACAAUGGUACCAGAUCCCUGAGACUUCCUGCCGAGAGUCUCUGGCAGCCUGAUAUUACUCUUUACAACAGUGGAGGCAACAUGGAGCUAGACAAUUUACGAUUAACCAUUUUCUCUAAUGGUAUGGUGUCUUACUCUCCUAAACUUAUUGUUGAAAGCCCUUGUACUGUAGAUCAGUGGGGUUCCUUUAUGGUCUGCCAUUUUAAAAUGGGAUCAUGGGCCUAUGAUGGAUAUAGUCUUGACAUAAGAGACUACUAUGGUAAGGGGGUGGUCAGUCUAGACGAUUAUACGGACAGCACUGACUGGAAUAUAGUCAAUACGACCAUUAGACGUAACGAAAAGUUUUACCAGUGUUGUAGUGAACCGUAUCCAGAUUUGACCUUCACCGUGACAUUGAGGAGGCGAGAAUGCAGUGAUUGUUUGAUAGAUUUGGACGUUCUACCCAUCGUCCUUGUCGCCAUUUUGGUUCCAAUCCAAUUCCUUAUUCCAGUAGCCACCCGAGAAAGAGCCACAUUCACUGGUUUAUUGUUUGUUGCUGGUAUUUUGGUUCAUCUGAGUCUUCAACAGAGUAUGGCCAUCGCUCAACGAGUCUGGCAAACUGAUAUUAAGACUUACUACAACUCUACCUUGGUUCUUAUAGUGAUAUCUGUCAUAGUGUCGUUGUUCAACAUACAACUCUGUAGUACUGAUAGAAAGAGAAGCAAAAUACCAGCUAUUGUAAAGAAGAUUUUCUUGAGUGGUUUGAACUAUCUGGUAUUGGUAAGAUCUCCCUGGACUUCUCAACUCCCAGAAACCCUGGAUGUCAAAGUUAUUCCAGGUGACGAAUUAGCUACGGAAAAUGCCUCCCGUCUUGAACGACAGGUGGAACAUCUCAUCCGGCUCGUCCAAUCACUUGUCUCGUCUGACAAUGGACGCCAAAGAGAUCGUGACGUUGGAGCACGCGAGGAAUGGCGCGCGUUGUCAUUGGUGAUUGACCGUCUGAGUGCCAUCAUUUUCUUCAUAAUCUUUGUUCUUUACACCGCCGAUUUAAUGGGAUAAAUGUAAAACUAAUUAGGACGGGAUUGUACAAAAAAUGAAGAUGGUUUCGCAACGAAUAGUUCUGUAAAUGUGAGUCACGAUUAUAUUUGGUUACGAUUAUAUUUGGUUUGAAGAUAUCUCAAGGCAAGAAAAGUCCAAUCUGUUUGAGAAACAAAUUAAUUUUAGGUUAAGUGAAGAAACGUAUUUCCGUAACAAGUCACAAAUUUGGGGAAUAUAGUCACUUUCUUCAAUUGAUGUAUUUCGAAUUAUAUCUAGAAUAAUAAAUUAAUAUUGAUCAUAUUAAUAUUUAUGUUUAAUCGCAUUACUGUCCAUAACAUUGUUUACAACAGAGGUCUUUCGUGGUUUAAAUAUUGUUGUGAAAAAAAAAUAUAUUAGAUUUGAAAUGAGAAUAGUUUCAUUUGAAUGAAUUUAUAUUUUGGAUAUUUAUAGACUCGGGUCUUUAAAACAGUAGAAUCAAGAUUACAGUUUCGUUUCAUUAAUGUUUUCUGAUUUUUGACUUAAUAAAAUAAAACGAAACGAAAUUUAUACCAUACUAAGAUCCAACUGUUAUAUCGUAUACGAAUUGAUGUAUAUUCUUUUGUGAUAAUAAUCACUCUGUUCUUUCGUAGCAUAGUAUCUGUAUAACCUUAUGUAAUUAUUUUGUAUCGCUGUUACGUACAUAUACAAACUUCUUAUAAGUUAUAUAUAUUUUGUGCUUGUUAAUAUCACUGGAACAAAUUCAAUGCGUUAUGCAAUGAAUACUAUAAAAAAGCACAAUAUUUAAAAUGGAAACGUUCCACAAUAACUCGAUAUUCCAGUUUAUCCAGAUGAACUGGGAACCCCGAAACUUUCAUGGUUACAGAGAAAAAUAAUAUAUGUGUUAUUUUAUUGUGUUUCAAUAUUUAUUAAUCUAAAAUAUUAGAAUUGUACUAUUUUUGUAAACACUAUAGUUAAUAGAUACAAUGACAUCGAAAAAUAAUAUGUGUGUUAUUUUAUUGUGUUUCAAUAUUUAUUAAUCUAGAAUAUUAGAAUUUUACUAUUUUCGUAAAAACUGUAGUUAAUAGAUACAAUAAAAUUGAAAAAUUACUCUUAUUGAUGAUGUACUUUGAACUGUAGUUGGUGCUUGCAUUAACCAUGAACACGGUCUAUGCAUGAAAAAACUUCUGAUGUCCAAAUUUUAAAAUCCAUUGUUAAAUGUAUAUUAAAUCUUUGUCUUUCAUCUAGGUAUUUUAUAUUUUAUUAUUGCUUAACUUCCAUAAUUUAUUUAUCAAAUUAAAUGUGCCAUUAUAUAGUUUAUAUCCUAAUUAUAUUUAAUUAAUAUUAUGAAAUAAGUAUUAUUUAAACCAAUAUAAAUUGUGUGUGCGUGUAUAUAUAUAUGUCUUAUGUUAGAAAGAUCUACACUGUGACCAAUAAUAUCUGUUUAUUUUACAAUAGAGGUACUAAUCUAAUAAAGUCUUAAGGGUAAAAUCUAAAAAUAGAAACGUAUAAUAAAAAUAACUUCGAUAAAAGUUGGUGUGCAAACUGUGCAUUUAGAAUCUACUGGAAUACCCAGAGUUACUGGUAAGAUUCGCACAGUUAUAUUUCCACGAUACUUCACAUUAUGAAGUAUCGUGGAAAUGUUCUCAUUGGAACACAUUGAUUACACACAGUAGAACUUAUCGGAAGCGUAUGGAAGUGUAUCCAGGUUAUAUUCCCACAAGAAUACGUAGAUUACAAUUCAUAUGAUCUAUCGUAUGUACAUGACUUUGCCCUUUAUUAAUUCUCCUCGGAACUAUUGUUGUUGAGACAAACUUAAUGAUGGGCCAGAAACGUCAAUGUACUUAUGUCCGUCUGUUGUAAAAUAAUGGAUAUAUUUCACAGUGUAUUGUAAUAUUAUAAUAGUAUGCUCAAACUAGAAAGGAAUGUUUUUUUAACCGCUCAUUAUGUUUCUUGUUGUAAUUAACUUCUUCAAUGGUCGAUUCUAAAUCCUAUCCUAGUCAGCAGAUAAUAAUGUAUACAGAGUUAAGGCUUGUGGGUCAUUCAAACGUAUCCUGGUCAGCUGAUUUGAUAGGAAAGAGAGGCAUAUUAAUACAGUCCCUUGUGUACUUAACAAAUUUUUGUUUUGUGUGUUUUGUGUAUGAUGAGCUGCAUAUAAAUUACGUAAAAUGUAUAAUGACAAAAGAAAUAAAAAUAUUAAUACAUGUCAAA
This is a messenger RNA of Patella vulgata (common limpet), 3595 nucleotides long. Its product is annotated as neuronal acetylcholine receptor subunit alpha-7. Gene Ontology annotation, biological process: chemical synaptic transmission; regulation of membrane potential; signal transduction. Gene Ontology annotation, molecular function: acetylcholine-gated monoatomic cation-selective channel activity; transmembrane signaling receptor activity. The coding region runs from base 125 to 1429 and encodes 434 amino acids. The record is from RefSeq and is a predicted model, not a curated record. Gene Ontology annotation, cellular component: synapse; neuron projection; postsynaptic membrane. The transcript has 7 exons. Lineage: Eukaryota; Metazoa; Mollusca; Gastropoda; Patellidae.